GUGACUAUUUUACUUCCUUUUGUCUUUUGGGUCUUCCUCCUAUAAGUAUUCUCCCAUUUGCUCCUUUAUUUUCCUUAGAAGCUCUUCUACUUAUAUAUAUAUCCUAAGUACUAAAGUCCCAUAAAUCCCAUAUUGUGGCAACCCAAAUGGAAGAAACCUCCUUAAUCACCUCAUAUUGCAAUCACCAAACAAUAUAUUCAUCCUCCACCUCUACAUCUCUCUCUGCCUCAGCCUCUGAUGCCAACAAUUUCGUCUCUACUACUCUUACGACCAAUAAAAAUUACACAAAAAGAUUAAAAGAGGACAAAAUUUGCAAUGAGAGUAGAAAAAAGAAGUCUAAGGGAAAUUUCGAAGGAAAACAUCCUACGUAUAGAGGAGUAAGAAUGCGAAAUUGGGGUAAAUGGGUAUCAGAAAUCCGCGAGCCAAGAAAAAAGUCAAGAAUAUGGCUAGGAACUUUUGCCACAGCUGCCAUGGCAGCUCGAGCCCAUGACGUGGCAGCCCUAGCCAUCAAAGGCCAUAAUGCUUUCCUAAACUUUCCCGAAAUAGCACAUCUACUACCUAAACCAACAAGCACCACUCCCAAGGAUAUCCAAGCCGCAGCCAUUAAAGCCGCAAUAGAAUUUCCAAGCUCACAAGCCGAGCCAUCAAACCAAGCCGAUUCCCCAAUUACAACCGCCACGUCAUCAUCGUCCAACUAUGACACGUCAUCAUCUGCUUCAUCUUCUAAUUUUGAUGACAAUAUAUUCUUUAACUUGCCUGAUUUGUUCUUAGACCUUGAAAAUGUCAUAGAAUUUGGGCACUCGCUACAUUGGCGGCUACCAGAAGCCGAUGAGCCGGCUAAUGAUCAUGAUGAGCCAGCUGAUCCAUUCAUAUGGGAGUACUAAAUUAUUUCUAAUUAGCUAUAGGCUAAUUUAGUGUUUGGCAUUAAUAAUUAAAAAAAAGUACAAUUUUGCGAUUUCUGAUCAAAUUAUUGACUAAAUGUCUUGAAAAUUACUAUUUACUAGUGGCGUGUUUGGGAAGGAAUUAGACUUAUGAUGGCAAAUUUCGUGCUUCUCAAUUAUACUCUGCCAAAGCAUAUGCUAAGGGAUUGGAGCCUUCAUUUAUUUAAUUAACUUACUUUCUUUCCUUUUUCUUUAUUCACUUUUAUUUAUUUAUUAGUAUUGUUUUUUGUAUGAAGAAUAGUUUUUUUUUUCUACUUUUGAUUUAUUUAAUAUAGGAAAUUUUAUUUUUCUUUUUUAGGUAUAGAUUAAUUAAUUACGAGCAUAUGUAUAUUUAGAAUUUGAAAAAAAAAAGAAAAGAAAUAAAUUUUUGUAAAUCAGAUCAUUCCCCUUCUGUUUUUCCUUUGUAUU
Molecule: messenger RNA, 1349 nt
Organism: Amaranthus tricolor (Joseph's coat)
Lineage: Eukaryota; Viridiplantae; Streptophyta; Magnoliopsida; Caryophyllales; Amaranthaceae
Product: ethylene-responsive transcription factor ERF038-like
Exons: 1
Coding region: 147-884 (245 amino acids)
Biological process (GO): regulation of DNA-templated transcription
Molecular function (GO): DNA-binding transcription factor activity; DNA binding
Source: RefSeq, a predicted model, not a curated record